GAUUAAGGUCGCGACUUUGACUAGUGUUCUGCCGUUGUUGGCCCGCCCUCCAUCCCUGAAAAAAUAAGGGCCCUUUCACAAGAAAUGGAGGGGCGCUCCUCCCACUUUCAAUUAUUAAAGUGGAAACAAGUUGCGUCUCCCAAUUGGAUGUACCUUUCCACACACUGCUCGCUGCUCAGAUCUGAUCGGGUCUUGCUCUCGACCUCCUUUGUGCUUUCCUGGGUUUGGCGUGAGGUUUGCCCGGUGUCUUCCACGCGAGUCUUUGUUGUCUCAGAUUGUCGCAGGUAUCCGGGGACGUCGCUUUACUUUGCGGCGCCUCAAAUUCCUCGAAUCACACAACCUACUCUGCUUCUUUUCUCCAGCAAAUCAUUCGUUCUCUCUUCCCCAAAAUUCCGGCUUCUAGAUCCCAUAGCCAUACGAGUAUUACCGCCACAACCCAAAACCCAUCAAACAAUUCCAACUCCUUUUGACUACCCGAUCAUCCCGAGCUAUAAAAACCAUCACCUGCUCGGCUCAUCAUUCUCAUCCACUCUCUCUGUUUUCCAUUUCAAGAAUGCCAAUUCUGAGACUCCAUGAACCAGCUGCGAAUUCCCCACCUCCCAAGCCUCUCAUCCCGGGGCUACCCGACGACAUAGCAGAGCUGUGCCUCCUUCACCUGCCCUACCCAUACCAAGCUCUGGCUCGCUCCGUUUCUUCUUCCUGGAACAGAGUCCUCCAAGACCCCACCUUCCUCCUCUCCAAGACAUCCCUCUCCCUCUCCCUCCCUUACCUCUUCGUCUUCGCCUUCCACAAGUCCACAUCCAGGAUCCAGUGGCAAGCCCUCGACCCCCGUUCCGGGCGCUGGUUCGUCCUCCCCCCCAUGCCCUGCCCCAAGUCCGCCUGCCCACCCGCCUUCGCCUGCGCUUCCAUGCCCCGCCAGGGCAAGCUGUUCGUCCUCGGCGGCAUGCGCACCGACACCGAGUCCCCCAUGCGGACCGCCGUCGUCUACCACGCCUCCACCAACCAGUGGUCCCCCCUGUCCCCGAUGCGGACCCCGCGGGCUUUCUUCGCAGCCGGGGUUGUCGGUGAAGGCGGCGGCAGUAUCGUGGUCGCCGGCGGGAGCGGCCCCGACCUGUCCAGCUCGACGGCGGCCGUAGAGCGCUACGACCCGAGGGAGGACGCGUGGCGGGAGGCGGCGGGGAUGGGAGGGAAUGGGAUGGUGAGGUACGACUCGGUGGUGGUGGGGGGGAGGAUGUACGUGACGGAGGGAUGGACGUGGCCGUUCAUGUUCACGCCGAGAGGGGCGGCGUACGACGCGGAGGGGGACACGUGGCGGGAGAUGGGACGGGGGAUGAGGGAAGGGUGGACGGGGCUGAGCGUGGUGGUCGGAGAGAGGCUGUUCGUGAUAUCGGAGCACGGGGACCAUCAGUUGAAGGUGUUCGACCCGGAAGAGGACACGUGGAGGUACGUGGGAGGGGAUAGGUUCCCCUGCGAGGAGGUGCACAAGCCUUUCGCCGCGAGCGCGGCGGAGGAGGGGGCGGAGGAGGAGGAGGCGGCGGUGAUCUACGUGGUGGGGAGCGGGCUCCGUGUCGGGGUCGGGACGGUCCGGGUCUGCAAGGACGGUGAGUUUUGGGUGGAGUGGCGAGUGCUGGCUGCUCCUAAAGCUUUUCAGGAUCUGUCUCCUUGUAAUUGUCAGGUGCUUUAUGCCUGAACCCAAGAUUUUGAAGUAAUAAAACUGGGUUAAACUUAUACA
Syzygium oleosum is the source of this 1732-nucleotide messenger RNA. Its product is annotated as F-box protein AFR. Lineage: Eukaryota; Viridiplantae; Streptophyta; Magnoliopsida; Myrtales; Myrtaceae. The coding region runs from base 554 to 1690 and encodes 378 amino acids. The record is from RefSeq and is a predicted model, not a curated record. The transcript has a single exon. Gene Ontology annotation, molecular function: protein binding.